Molecule: messenger RNA, 459 nt
Organism: Lachancea meyersii CBS 8951
Lineage: Eukaryota; Fungi; Ascomycota; Saccharomycetes; Saccharomycetales; Saccharomycetaceae
Source: the annotation of a GenBank genome assembly
AUGAAGAUAGUACUACAGAAAGUUAGUCGCGCGUCAGUGACGGUUGAAUCCCAAGUUGUGUCUGCCAUUAACACUGGCUUCAUGUUGCUGGUGGGCAUUUCCGUCGACGACACCCUGAAGGACGUCGAGAAGUUGUCGAAGAAGGUAGCCACGUUGCGUGCGUUCGACGAUAACGACGGAUACGGCUGGAAGAAGAACAUUCGCGAAGUGAACGGCCAGAUUUUGUCAAUUUCGCAGUUUACGUUAAUGGCACAGACUAAAAAGGGCACCAAGCCUGAUUUCCACAUGGCGCAAAAGGGACACCUGGCCAAGGAGCUCUACGACAAGUUUCUGGCGCUGCUACGUCAAGACCUGGGCGACGAAAACGUCAAGGACGGUGUAUUCGGAGCCAUGAUGAGCUGCGAGCUGGUCAACGAGGGCCCAGUGACUCUGAUUCUCGAUACAAGAGACUACAACUAG